GGAUCGUCGACUAAAAUUACUGCCGGGCGACAAACGUGUGCAUUUUCGGAAUUUUCCCCGUCAUCCACCGAUUACGCACCGUUUAUUUUCCUCAGCAUCCUCCUUUCGCCCCUCCCUCCUCCUCAGCAGUGUCCGCAGCAGAAGAUGUCGUUCUCGCUGUCGCCUGCAUUCCCACUCAAACCGCCCCCGCCCCUCCGCUCCCACCGCUCGGACAACCGUCGCCCCGAACACCCCGCGGCUCGCCAUCUCGAUGGUGGCGCCGCGGCUUCGCUGAAGCCAUGGAGAUUCGGCGUCGGCUCGGGGCUGAAGUCGCGCGAAUGGUCCGGCCGCAAGCGACGUCGCUUCCGGUGCGAAGCCCAGCUGGGUGACCUCGCGCCGGUCACCUCCGCGGUUUAUGGGUCUCUCCUCCUCGGCGGCGGGCUCUUUGCCUUUAGCAGGUCAGGAAGCAAGGGCUCACUUGCUGGAGGGUGCACUGGGGCAGUUCUGAUGGCCACUGCCUACUAUCUUAUGCAAGCACCGGAGACAAAAUCAAUUGGUUACGCACUUGGAUUUGGCGCUGCGUUGCUUUUCUCAUCUGUGUUUGGUAUACGCUUGGUGGCUACACAAAAACUGACCCCGGCAGGUCCUCUAUUAGGUCUCUCAGUCCUCGCAUUGGCAGUUUUCUUAUCUGCGUAUUUGCAAGAUAGCAUCUGACCGAUGAAAUGCCCACUCUCUUGCUCUGAUAAAGGUUUGUGAGAAUGGCUACGGUUUGUUAUGGUUGUCACUCCACAAGAAAUAAUUGUGAGAUCUUUCACUGAACAUAUGAAACCAAAAAAAUAAAAUAUUUAAAAUUUUAAAAAAAUUUUAAAAAAAAAGGAAAAGGAAAAUCAUUGAGCAGUCCAUCUCUAUUCAGACCCUUCCUUCAAAUGGUUUCUUCAAUUAUUGUUUAGAGGCUGCCGACAUUGGAAGUGGUUGCACUCUCUAUACAAUGGUAAUGAAUGGACUCUGAGAAUUGACUUUUGACCCAUUUUGGUGAUGCCUGUGCUAAAGAGCUUUUGAAAAGUGUAUCUGAGCUGUUGUGGGAUCUACUGGUUAUCUCGACCUUCUCAAAGUCAACUUUGAGGUGUAAGACAUGAAGUUGCACAUGCAAAUCGAGGGGCAAAAAAGUGAACACGGUUCAGUUCAAUUUUCUGGUGGAAAUAAAUUGGUUUAGCUCUUUUCUUGCACUUUUGCUCUCUAUACUCCUAUUCCCGUCUCUGGUUUUUCAAGAGCAUUUUUCCUUAAUGAGUAUUUUGUUAGGACUGGUCUUUGUGGAUAUUCACAUAUUCAUAAUGUUUCUCUUUCUGAUUA
Eucalyptus grandis is the source of this 1329-nucleotide messenger RNA. Its product is annotated as protein FATTY ACID EXPORT 4, chloroplastic. Bases 145 to 693 code for a protein of 182 amino acids. The record is from RefSeq and is a predicted model, not a curated record. Gene Ontology annotation, cellular component: membrane. The transcript has 4 exons. Lineage: Eukaryota; Viridiplantae; Streptophyta; Magnoliopsida; Myrtales; Myrtaceae.